Molecule: messenger RNA, 2338 nt
Organism: Etheostoma cragini (Arkansas darter)
Lineage: Eukaryota; Metazoa; Chordata; Actinopteri; Perciformes; Percidae
Gene: siral1
Product: family with sequence similarity 118 member B
Exons: 8
Coding region: 652-1722 (356 amino acids)
Source: RefSeq, a predicted model, not a curated record
CUUGAAGGCAUCAUAAGACCGGGUGCACACAUCACCACAGGCGGUGACUUCAACAACUCCGCUAAACUUAAACAUAGACGGUAACUGAAGCAGCCGGGGAAGUAGGGAAAGUUGAGAGCAUUUUUGGUUUAUAACGGUCAUCGGUGGAGAUUACAUGGCAUCAUUUAGUUAAAUAGGUUGUUUAACCACGGGUAAAUGCUGCUUAGGUUACUCUAUCAUCAGAAUGACAAGUAAACAGACACAGUUUCGGGCUCUUGAAAAACCUCUGAGAUAGCUAGCUAGCUCGCUAGCUAGCUAACUUAGCUCAAAGCAAAAAAAACUAACUAGCGUUAAUCUAACUAACGUUAGUUUCCUUUAUUCGUUAUUCUGUGGUGGUUUACGGUCCCGCUGACGAUCAAUUAUCAUCGGGUUUAAUUAAACACAUCACAAGCUAAAAGGUCUGAACCAUAGACCGUUGACUUGAAUAAAUAUCCAGUCUAUGGUCUGAACUCAAGUCGAUGCCCAUAUGCUAUUUAACGUCAUGACAUUAACGUGGCUCAAGUAAAUAUAGAAUUGGCUUUCGCUGACUUUGAAUCAAAAGGAUUUCUACUUGAACAAAAAUAAAUACUGGACAUAACGCUAAACUUAACGUUACCUACAUCAAGGACCUGAAUGGCCUCCGUUGUUUCAGUGAAAACUGAGAAGAGACCUGCAGCUGAUUCUCAGGAUGCAGACUCAAAUGCAAAAAAGCCCAGGAAACUUCUGCCCAGCCUGAAGACUAAGCAAGCCCCCGAGCUAGUCUUGGUGAUUGGCACAGGGGUAAGCUCUGCAGUGGCCCCUCAAGUCCCCGCACUCCGUUCCUGGAAAGGUCUCAUCCAGGCCUUGCUUGAUGCAGCCAAUGACUUUGACCUACUAGAGGAGGAGGAGAGUCGGCGUUUCCAGAAGCACAUGCAGGAAGAUAAGAAUUUGGUUCACGUCGCCCAUGACCUCAUUCAGAAACUUUCCCCGAGAACUGGCAAUGUGCGCUCAACAUUCUUCAAGGACUGUCUAUACGAGGUGUUUGACAAUUUGGAGUGCAAGAUGGAGCAUGCCGGGAAACAUCUUCUGCGCUCAGUGCUGCAGUUAAUGGAAAGUGGUGCGCUGGUCCUCACUACUAACUUUGACAACUUGUUGGAGAUCUAUGCAGCUCACCAGGGCACCAAGCUGGAGUCGUUGGACCUGACGGAUGAGAAGAAGGUGUUGGAGUGGGCUCAGGAGAAGCGGAUGUUAAGUGUUCUGCAUAUCCAUGGUGUUUACACAAACCCCAGUGGUAUUGUACUGCACCCUGCAGGCUACCAGAAUGUACUGAGGAACACUGAAGUUAUGCGGGAGAUCCAGAAACUGUACGAGACCAAGUCUUUUGUGUUUCUGGGCUGCGGCCGCACAGUAGACGACACAACUUUCCAGGCUCUGUUCUUGGAGGCCGUCAAACACAAGUCGGACCUUGAACACUUCAUGCUCGUACGGCGAGAGGACGUGGGAGAGUUCAAGAAGCUGCGUGACAACAUGCUAGACAAGGGCAUCAAGGUCAUCUCCUAUGGAGACGAGUAUGCCGACCUACCAGAGUACUUUGAGAGGCUGGCCAACGAGAUCUGCAACCGUGAUGUUUCAACCAACGGCUGGGGGUCUCCUUCACGAAACGGGGAUGAACAGCAGAAUGGCUUUAACACACAGAAAAGCCUCCUUCAAGCCCAUCAUUCUUGACAGGCACACAGUCGGGAUCAUUAUCACUCAUUUUCCUUCACAGCUCCUUCGUGAGAUCAGUGUACUUUAGGAAGUACUAGAGUCUGAUUUCAGUCCAGAAAUUUAGGAUUGCAGGCAAACUAAGGGCCAUGGCCAACCUAAAAGCUGUUGACAGGGUGUCUGUGAUUUUCCUUUAUUAGUUCUGUUUUAUAAGGGAAAGGAAAAGCAAGUUAUCACCGCUGCCAGUACCCAAACUCUCAGUCCCACUGCACUGUAUUUCACCUUGACAUACCUGCCCGGGAAGAGAAGUUGUAUGUAAUCUUAACUGAAAGCAAUCUUGUGUUGAUAUGCAAGGUUUGUUAUGUCAUGCUCUACCCUAAAACCAGUAAAAACUUGAUUUGCACACUACUGGAUGGGGAAUUGGGAUGGGCAAUAAUACAUAUCUUCGUGAUGCAUGCUUACAUUAUGAUUCUGUCCUCAGAAGACAGCAGAGAGGCUCCCAGCCAGUAGCAAUCACUUUGCCAAUCCUGUGCUAAAAAUGUCAUUUGUAAGCCUUUUUUGUAUUUUUAAUACUUGCAUGUGUUUUCGGACGUAGUAUUUAUAAGUACUAUUUUCAAAUAAAGCAUUUGGUAUCUCA